AUGCUAAUUUUCAAAAAGACCUACGGCAUCCCCACUAUCUCAGCCCUCUUAACCAGAACAAGCCAGUUCUCCAACCCAGAAACAUCCCUCAAGCGCUACACAGAUACAAGCGCCCUCGUUCAAGAAAUGGUCGGCAACAAUCCAACAUCCAAACGCGCUUUCCUCGGUCUUGCGCGUACCAGAUACCUGCAUCGCGGGUAUCGAGCCUCUGGCCAAAUCCCCGAGGAGGAUAUGCUCUACACGCUGGGAUUAUUUGCUUUGCAGCCUAUCCGAUUCAUUGCCAAGUUCGAGUGGCGUACGUUGAGUGAGAUGGAACGGUGUGCCAUUGGCACUUUUUGGAAGAGUGCCGGUGAUGCUCUUGAUAUCAGCUACGACGCAUUGCCUUCCGGGAGCAGUAAGAGUGGAUUCCGAGAUGGGAUUCAUUGGCUUGAGGAGAUAGAUGAGUGGUGUGAGGAGUAUGAGGCUCGUUGUAUGCUUCCUCAUGUUAAGAAUCGUGAGGUUGCGGAUCAGACGACUGCUGUUUUGCUUUAUAUGCUCCCGAAGUUCAUGCAUCCUGUGGGACUGCAGUUUGUUUCAUUCAUGAUGGAUGAGAGGCUGAGAAAAGCUAUGCUGUGA
Penicillium nucicola is the source of this 615-nucleotide messenger RNA. RefSeq lists its product as uncharacterized. Bases 1 to 615 code for a protein of 204 amino acids. The transcript has a single exon. Gene Ontology annotation, molecular function: oxidoreductase activity. The record is from RefSeq and is a predicted model, not a curated record. Lineage: Eukaryota; Fungi; Ascomycota; Eurotiomycetes; Eurotiales; Aspergillaceae.